Knipowitschia caucasica is the source of this 207-nucleotide messenger RNA. NCBI's taxonomy places the organism in Eukaryota, Metazoa, Chordata, Actinopteri, Gobiiformes, Gobiidae. The record is from the annotation of a GenBank genome assembly.
AUGCCAACAGGUAUUCCACAUGAGAAUGUCUACAUCCGUACCAAAGACGGAGUGAAACUGAACCUCAUCUUGCUACGCUACACUGGAGGCGAUCCAGCUACUGGAGUCACUACUGGAAUCAGUUCCUGUCCUAUCGAUAUGUCCUCCAAUGCCGCAUGCCCUCCCUGUUUGUGUCUGGGCUGUCUGACCAGCUCAUCCCGCCUGUAA